Cinara cedri is the source of this 621-nucleotide messenger RNA. Lineage: Eukaryota; Metazoa; Arthropoda; Insecta; Hemiptera; Aphididae. The record is from the annotation of a GenBank genome assembly.
UUUGGCCGAAAAAUCGUCUUUAGUGACGAAGCGCAUUUUUGGAUGAAUGGCUAUGUUAACAAGCAAAAUUGCCGUAUUUGAGACAAUACCAACCCACACGAGGUUCAACAGGUAACAAUGCAUCCACAAAAAGUUACUGUUUGGUGCGGAUUUUGGGCCGGCGGUAUCAUUGGUCCGUACUUUUUUGAAAAUGACGUUGGUGAGGCCAUCACCGUCAAUGGUGAGCGAUACAGAACGAUGAUAACCGAUUUUGUUUUUCCCAAAAUGAACGGUAUGGACGUAGACGACAUGUGGUUUCAGCAGGAUGGCGCUACGUGCCAUACAUCCAACGCUACGAUAGCCACUCUGAAUGGCAAAUUUGAGGGUAUGGUUAUCUCUCACCGAGGAGACGUGAAUUGGCCACCAAGAUCGUAUGAUUUGACCCCAUUAGACUUUUUCUUGUGGGGUUUCCUGAAGUCGCAAGUCUAUGUCGAUAAGCCGAAAUCGACAGAUGACCUUAAAGUGAACAUAACCCAGGCCAUUGCUCAAAUUCAACCGGAUCUAUGCGGCAGAGUCAUUGAAAAUUGGACCACUCGGAUUCGUGCCACUAUGAGAAGCCGUGGGACAUUUAAACGAUAUUAA